This is a messenger RNA of Arthroderma uncinatum, 1050 nucleotides long. RefSeq lists its product as uncharacterized. Gene Ontology annotation, cellular component: spindle midzone; chromosome passenger complex; chromosome, centromeric region. Gene Ontology annotation, biological process: mitotic sister chromatid segregation. The record is from RefSeq and is a predicted model, not a curated record. The coding region runs from base 1 to 1050 and encodes 349 amino acids. The transcript is spliced from 4 exons. Lineage: Eukaryota; Fungi; Ascomycota; Eurotiomycetes; Onygenales; Arthrodermataceae.
AUGUCGGCCGCCGUCUCGAGAAAACGCAAGUCGCCGGAGCCGAAUAGCCAAUACGAUGAAGCGCAUACGCCUACGAGAAGCCCUUCAAAGAGACAGCUAAGAAUCACGCAGAAGCAGAAGCAAGCGUUGAUGGACAAUCUUCAGCUAGAGAUCACGGAACGCGCGCGUAAAUUACGCGCCCAUUAUGCUCUUCAGGCACAGGACCUGCGAGCGAGAAUUGAACGACGUAUAAACCGAAUUCCUAUGGCAUUACGCAAACAAAACCUAGGCGAAUUACUCGUCAAGUACUCGGAAGCCGCCAAAGAAACAAAUACCAAGUCUCCAUUUAAGAAACCCACAUUACCGUUGAAACCCACAAAGACGGUGCGCCCCAUCACACAAGCAUCAGCUACUUCAAGUAGCAACAUUGCGGGAGUUCUGCGUUCCGGGGCGACGCGUCAGAGCAACGACUCUUCCGAUAAAGAAAACGUCGGCUAUCCAGACCUUACAAAUCAUCCUCUCACAAAUCCAAAACAGCGCAGCAAAGCCAAUGCACCAGCCGGCUCUUCCCGCGCGGCUUCCCAACGCACCGAGUCCAACAUCCUAUCGCCAAAGUCGUCCAAUUCCCGGACAUUUCCCCAAUCCCCGCUGAAGAUGUCGCCUACCAAACCACAACAACAAGAACCUUAUCAUAUCCGUGCCUUCUCCCCAUUCAAGCACACUAGCCCGACCAAAAAUUUCAACAUCGCAGGUACUGCUACUGGAGCCGUACCGCGACUCAGGUCGACUAGGGGCGCAGCAGGAGUUCGCAGGGUAACCCCUCCAGACACCAGCUCUGAUGCAGCACCGGCGAGGGCUCCCAGGCCGAAGAAGGCUCUGUCAGUCAAAUCUGCACCAGCAACUUCGAGAAAGGGACCUUCAAGGCCAGCUACACGCCAAACCAACCGACAGAAAGAUGUCAAUCUCAACUACUACAUCCUCAACCUCGAAGAAACCAACCGCGACCAGAGCCCGCGGAGCCACAAUUGCAACGGCCUCGGCUGCAAGGAAGAUGACGGCUGCUGCCGCUAG